CCAUACGCCUACGUUUACUUUGAACCGGCCCCUACUUAAUAUUUUAAUACAAAUAAAAUAUACUUUAUUUUGAAGUUCUCAAGGACUCUACAGGAAAAUAGAUUCUCCCUCUCGAGUUAUUGAAAAUGUCGCGCUAGCUAGUUACUGGUUAGUGUUGUGGCCGUGAAUGAGAGAUGUCCUCAUUACCUGCAGUGGCGGAGCAGCUUUUCCAAGAUAUUCAGAAAACAUUCCACGAAACGUCUCUAAUUCCUGAUGACCUGCUUAUUGCCCUGAGGUUCGUGUUUGGGUCGUGUGCACUGCAGGCCCUGGACCUGGUGGACCAGCGCUCUGUAACCUGUGUCUCUUCUCCCAGUGGAAGAAAAGCCUUCCAGGUGCUGGGGGGAUCAGGGAAGCUGUACACCUGCUUCAUCUCCUGUCACUUCUGUCCCUGUCCGGCCUUCGCCUACACAGUGCUCAGGAGGAACGAGAGCCUGCUGUGUAAGCACAUUCUGGCGGCCUGCCUGAGCCAGGCCAUGGGAGUGUCCCGGCUGGAGGUGUUGUCUGACCAACAGAUGUCCCUCAUCCUGUCUGGGGGAGCUAGCCCUGAGCCCUAGUCCUCCAGACUGCUGCUGUACAUACAGGACUGAACUACCACACAUGCAGGACUGACCUAUCACACAUGCAGGACUGACCUAUCACACAUACAUGACUGACCAACCACACAUACAUGACUGAUCAACCACACAUACAUGACUGACCUAUCACACAUGCAGGACUGACCUAUCACACAUGCAGGACUGACCUAUCACACAUGCAGGACUGACCAUGGAUGGCGGACGUGAUGGCCUCCUCUCAUCGGGCUCGUGUGAAGACGUCAGAGAACUAUGGGAACGCUGCUGUGGUUGUAUGGUUUUGAACUUGUCUCUCAGACUCUUGCAGAUGUGUUGUUCUGAGUGUUUUGUUCUUGGUCAUUGGCCAAAGAAUGUACGUACAUCUGUUUCACUGAGUGUGUGUUGCUUCACAUUGCGUUUCCUCUUAUCUGAACUCAAGUUGGUCACUUUGUCUAUAGGGAACAAUAAAAUUAUAUAAAAACCUAAGUGUGUUUCUCUGAAAACCAAAAUGACAUGUAUUUCCCAAGCAUGUAUGUGAAUUUAGUUGGAUUUGGCUGGUACAGCUAUGUGAAAGACUGUCUAUUAACAAUCUAAACAUUUGUGUAUCAUUUU
Osmerus eperlanus (European smelt) is the source of this 1202-nucleotide messenger RNA. RefSeq names its product zinc finger, SWIM-type containing 7 (gene zswim7). The transcript has 5 exons. Gene Ontology annotation, biological process: double-strand break repair via homologous recombination. Gene Ontology annotation, molecular function: zinc ion binding. The coding region runs from base 174 to 593 and encodes 139 amino acids. The record is from RefSeq and is a predicted model, not a curated record. NCBI's taxonomy places the organism in Eukaryota, Metazoa, Chordata, Actinopteri, Osmeriformes, Osmeridae. Gene Ontology annotation, cellular component: Shu complex.